UAAUUAUAAUAAGCGCCUCGCCUCUAGAUCACUAAAGGUGUUUAACUUUGUAGUACAUGCUCUUUUGUGCUACUUGCCCACUAUUUUUAAAGGAAAAGAAGAAGUUAUUUCGUGUUGUGGUAUCACUUGCCUUCAUGUGGUACCUACUAUGGUGGUAAACCUGACUCUUCAUUAUGCUUUUUAGUGCGAAAACGCCCACUUCGUUUAUUUUUUUUACGAUUAUUAAAAUUAAAUAUUUUCUGUUUUAGGACAAAUAUGGGUAAAAGAUCACGUUCCAGAUCGAGAGAAAGACGACCGCAAAAGAGGUCUCGACAUGAUUUAAAACGAGAGAUCGAGCGCCUGAAGGGAAAAUUAGAACGACGCAGUUCGUGUUCCUACUCAGAGUCGGCCAUUUCUAGAAGCCCCUGUAGGGUUUCUUGUACUCCGACAUCGAGACGCUCCAGUUCGAGACCAUCUCAAAGUCCAUUGAGGGCUCAUUCAAAAGACCAUCACCCUGUCGGUAUGGUAAAAAUGUCUAGAAAUCCUUCAAAAGACCAUCACCCUGUUCAUAUGGCAAACACAACUAGAAAUAGAAAUACAAAAGACCAUCACUCUGUUGGUAUGGCAAAAACAUCUAAAAAUGUUAAAAGCAUCCAGGUACAAGCUGAUGUGCAUGCUGCAGCAGAUGACUCUGUUAGUGAGUUCUCAGAACCAGAGAUUUCUAUAGCAGGGAGCCCCUUUAUUGAUUCUGAUAUCGAGAAUGUAAACUCUGCACAAAUCGAUACUCUAGUGGAUGAAGGGAAGCUUGACCAUUCGAUACUGAAAAUUCUAGGAAUGGAAGAAAAGUCUGGGAACCAAUAUGAGCUACACACAGUGAUUAGGAAUUGUUGGUUGAAGACAAUUGAAACAGGCCUACAAAAAGAGGAGAAGACUGAUCUUCUUACUAAGUAUGGAUUACCUUGCAAUCUAUUGGAGCUUGAAGCCCCCGAGUUAAAUCCUGAAAUAAAAGCAGCCUUGACUGACUUUACAAUUAGGAAUGACAUGUUCCUAGAAAAGAGGCAGACCCAACUUGGUAAAGGUUUGUCGAUUUUGGGAUCUGUUCUGAAUAUUUUGAUAAAAAAUGAGCCAGUAGAGGGGGAGACCAGAGAGGAGAUCUUAUCAGCCCUGAGUGGCUCAGCCAAAUUUUUUUGUGAUUUAUACUACCGAAUGUCCUUGUCCCGUAGAUCACAAAUAAUGCCAGCAUUAAACAACAAAGGUAUUAAAGAAGUUGUCUAAAAAACGCCUAUAGGACGUUCCUUAUUUGGCCCUAAUGUAGGGGAAAAAAUUAAAAUGGCACGAGUUUUAGAAAGAUCUGGGAAUGUUUUUCGGCAGAAUCCCAUUCAAAAAACUAAAACGAAUUUAAACUUCAGGGCCCCAGUGAGGUAUCAGAGGGCACCUCAACGGAAAGGGGCAUACCCUCAAAGGCAAUACAACCAUUACAACCAGAACAAGAAAAGAGAAAGGACCAAAAAAUAGAACAGACGAGAACAUCCUCUACAUUCCUCACUUUCCCUGGUAGCCGCAAAAUUAUCUUGGACUCACUGAGAAAACAAGGUUUCCCAGAAGAUACCAUAGAUACGACUCUGCAGUCAUUAUCAAAAUCUACGAUUAACCAGUACAACUCUUCCUUCAGAGCUUGGUGGACAUACUGCCAAAAAUGGGAUCAUGACUUAUUUAAUGCAAGCG
Molecule: messenger RNA, 1704 nt
Organism: Psylliodes chrysocephalus
Lineage: Eukaryota; Metazoa; Arthropoda; Insecta; Coleoptera; Chrysomelidae
Source: the annotation of a GenBank genome assembly